This is a messenger RNA of Thelazia callipaeda (thelaziosis nematode), 750 nucleotides long. Lineage: Eukaryota; Metazoa; Nematoda; Chromadorea; Rhabditida; Thelaziidae. The record is from the annotation of a GenBank genome assembly.
AUGGCUGACAAACAAGAACCUUACCGAAUAGAGCAGUUAGCAAUCAAUAUUUUCUGUAUUCAUGAAAAGGAUUACUGUAAUCAUAAUCCUCUCAUGUAUUUGAUUAUUGGUACUAAAAAAGCACUACUUUUGGAUACAGGAUGUGGAACAGGUAAUUUAUAUAAGUAUUUGGAAGAUUAUUUUGGAUUUGUAAAGCAGAAGAAAUCUCUUGUAGUAGUGAACACUCAUAACCAUCCUGAGCAGAUAAGUAAUAACUGGCAAUUUUCUCCUGUUGGAUUUGGUGGUCUUGCAAAUAAUGUAGAAGCUUUAUGCGCAUCAAAUCGUAAUUCGUAUUAUACAAAUCUUCACGAUAAUCAGUAUGACUGGCAGGUCAAACCGUAUAAAGUGACAAAAUGGUUGUCGGAUGAAGAGGUUAUUAAGCUUGGGGAUCAAGACAGUGACCAGAUAGAAGUACUUCACACGCCUGGACAUACUCCUGAUUCAUUAACUUUAUGGUAUGCUUCAGCAGGGCGAUUUUUUGUUGGUGGUCUCUUACAUAGAUACAGCGACGUGUUAUUGACGUUUGUGUUAAGGUAUAGUUCAGUCGUCAGUGACGUAGACAGUCCGUGUCUCCCAAACGUGCGUGAGUUUCAGCGUUUCUUAAUUUCUAUCCUAGCUGGAACAUUAUCUGAUGAUGCUGUAUGCUAUCAUAAUAGAGGAAAUGGUAAUUCAAUUUUUGGAUUUAAUUUCUUAUCAAAACUCAAAAUAUAA